AUGAAGUCAUUCACUCCCCUCAUCGCCUUUCUGGCAAGUUUCGCCGUCGCAUCUCCAUGGCCAUCGCUCUUCAGUCGCGCUCUUGACAAACGACAAGCUGGACGAUGCGGGACUGGCUUUGGAACCGUCUGCGGACCAAAUGAAUGCUGUUCCAGCGCUGGAUGGUGCGGAACUGGUUAUCUUUACUGCUCUGCUCCCUCAUGUCAGAUCGAGUAUGGUCCUGGCUGCGACGCAAACGUUCGGCCCAAUGGCCCUGAUACCACGAGCGUAGCUCGUCCGAAAGUUGGGAGUAUUCCGUAUGGUCAAGCUAUUUAUCGGUGUAACCGCAAUGGCGACAUUGCGUUGACGUAUGAUGAUGGACCGUAUACUUACACCGAAGACCUUCUCGAUCUCCUCCAGCGAUAUAAUGCUAAAGCGACAUUCUACAUCACCGGUCGCAACCUCGGAAAAGGCGCUAUCAAUGACCCCGAUACACCAUGGCCAGGUCUCAUUCGGCGCAUGGUUCGGGACGGCCAUCAGAUCGCCAGUCACACAUGGUCCCAUCAACGUCUCACAACGUUGAGCCGCUUUAAAUUCUGGAACCAGAUGAUUUACAACGAGAUUGCCUUUGCUGAUAUUCUCGGCUACUUCCCAACCUACAUGCGUCCUCCGUACUCUGCCAGCAACACCACUACAGAUGCGUGGCUGAAUGAGCUCGGGUACCAUAUCACGUACUUUAAUCUGGAUACAGAAGGAUAUCUACACGAUAGUCCAAACAUGAUCAGCACAUCCAAGCAAAUCUGGGAUAACACCGUCGAGGGUACAAGUCCAGCUACCAACAAAUGGCUUCACAUCGAGCACGAUCCCGUAUAUCAGACCGUCUACAACCUCACGGAAUACAUGCUCCGCUCCAUCAGGCGCAACAACUUCACUGCCGUAACAGUAGGUCAAUGUCUCCAAGACGCCCCCUCAAACUGGUAUCGCACCGUAUCGUCGUCUCCCUCGCCCACAUCAACAUCCUCAUCAUCCCCCACAUUCCCCGCUACUACGAACGGCCGCUGCGGCUCACGACACGGCGGCGCAACAUGUCGCGGGGAGCCCAACGGCGAGACGUGCUGUUCGCAGAACGGCUGUGGAGGAGGAGGAUGUAAUAUUAUUCCCGAGUAA
Messenger RNA from Fusarium mangiferae, 1146 nucleotides. Its product is annotated as putative chitin binding protein. The coding region runs from base 1 to 1146 and encodes 381 amino acids. Gene Ontology annotation, biological process: carbohydrate metabolic process. Lineage: Eukaryota; Fungi; Ascomycota; Sordariomycetes; Hypocreales; Nectriaceae. The transcript has 4 exons. The record is from RefSeq and is a predicted model, not a curated record. Gene Ontology annotation, molecular function: hydrolase activity, acting on carbon-nitrogen (but not peptide) bonds; chitin binding.